AUGUCUUUGUCUGCUCCUGAAUAUGGGUUUAUGCUAUUUUGCUAUGAUGGUUCUUCAAUUGGAAAUCCUGGUACAGCUGGCUUUGGAAUAAUUAUCAAAGACCAUAUAUGUCAAGUAAUUGGCACAAUGUCUUGUGGUCGGAGUGUUAAUACUAAUUUCGUAGCUGAAGUGUUUGCAGUUAUUUUUGCAAUGGAAUGGGCUGUUAUAUUCGGUGCUAAGAAGAUAAUAAUCGGGUCAUACUCUAAAUCACUCAUUAGUGACUUUUGCAGAGGUACAAUUCCAUGGUUUAUUAUAUUAAGAUGGCUGAAUGCAAGACAAAAGUUGGAGUGCGUCAGAUUUGAGCAUUGUUUCAGAGAAAUAAAUUUCUCUACAGAUUCCUUGGCCAAAAAAAGUGCAAAAUUAGAAGCUAGAGAAAGAGUCAUGCAUAAUGGAAGACCUGGAUUUCUGAUAAGUAUUGAAAUGCCAGAAGUUGCUUGUUUCAGAUUUUGCAGUUAA
Messenger RNA from Papaver somniferum (opium poppy), 495 nucleotides. RefSeq lists its product as uncharacterized. Gene Ontology annotation, molecular function: nucleic acid binding; RNA-DNA hybrid ribonuclease activity. The transcript has a single exon. Bases 1 to 495 code for a protein of 164 amino acids. NCBI's taxonomy places the organism in Eukaryota, Viridiplantae, Streptophyta, Magnoliopsida, Ranunculales, Papaveraceae. The record is from RefSeq and is a predicted model, not a curated record.